UCAUGGACUUAGAUAUAGCCAUAGAUGCAAGAGAGAAAGUACGCAAUCCAACAAUAAAAUUGAAUAAGAAAUUAGCAAUAGCUAUAGGAGUACAUAUAAUUAUUUAAUAAAGACACUUACUAAAUCUGAAAAGAAGCCAUUUGAUGAAUUAGUCUCAUAGGAACCUACAAAUAAAUUAAUAGCAGUUCAUUUUGGAGUAGGUGAUUAAGAUGAUUAUAAUACCAUAUGCAAUUUUGUUAAAUAAUUUGGAUAGAACAAAGUAAUGAUAUAUCCUGUAAGAAAUUAUGCAUUUAUUGAAUUCCAAAAUAUCUAAUAGAGUUUAUAAUUAAUCUAAGUAUAAGUUAUUUGCCACUUAGUCUUUACAAAUAUUUGAGAAUAUCAAAUAUGCAAGUUUAAAGUAUCCAAAUAAAGAGAGAGCCACAAUGUUUUUUUAUACAAACUAAUAAGAAUUAAAUGGAGGAGGUAUGUGUGAUAUACCAAAUGCAAUGAGACAAGUCAAUAUCCCAGGAUUAUAUUUAAUACAUGAUUUCAUAACACCAGAAUAUGAAAAAUAUAUUAUGGAUUUAAUUGAUAAAUAAGAAUGGUCUAAAUUGAAAUAAAGAAGAGUUUAACAUUAUGGAUAUGAAUUCAUAUAUGGAGAUAAUACAGUUAAUGUUAAUAAACCAGCAGAUAAAAUUAUACCUGAUUUUCUUGAGGAUGUUAGAUCAAAAGUGUCUGAUUUAAUAAAACCUCAAGCUGAAAUAAAUCAACUUACAAUUAAUGAGUAUUUACCAGGUAUGGGUAUUCCACCUCAUUUUGAUGUUCAUCCUCCAUUUCAUGAAAAAUUUGUUUCUAUCAGUUUACUUAGUGGUUUAGUAAUGACAUUUAAAUCUUUCAAAGGAGAAGAAUAACAUUUAUAUUUACCUCCUAGAUCUUGUGCAUUAUUUACAGGAGAAGUAAGAUUUGCUUGGUUUCAUUCUAUUGCAUCAAGGAAAAUAGAUAAAGUAGAAGGUGAAACUCACUUUAGAUCAAGAAGAUUAAGUUUGACAUUUAGAACAAUAAGAAAUGAUUUAAAAUGUGAUUGUUAAUAUUAAUUCUUUUGUGAAUCAUAGGGUUACAAUCCAUAAACAAUGAAAAAUAAAAAUCCAUUAUUACAAGAAUAUUUAGCAAAAUUGAAUUAAAUUGAAAUUCAAUAAGACAAUAAAGUUGUUCCAAAUAAAACUCAAGAAGAAAUUUAAUUACUUUAAGAUUAAUAAUAAUAAUUAUUAUAAAUACCUAAAGCUACAGAAGUAGAAAAGAAAUAUGUUUAUGAGAUUUAUGAAAAAAUUGCACCUCAUUUUAGUUCAACUCGUUAUAAACCUUGGCCUAAAAUAGAACAAUUCUUAAAAUCUCUAGAACCUGGUUCUCUUGUUGCUGAUGUUGGAUGUGGAAAUGGAAAAUAUUUAGGUUCAAAUCCAGAUAUUGAAAUGAUAGGUACAGAUAGAAGUGAAAAUCUAUUGAAAAUUUGUAAAGAGAAAUCUGAUGCUUAUUAAGUAUUUAGUGCUGAUUCUUUAAGAUUACCUUUAAAAUCUGAAAUGUUUGAUGCAGUAAUCUCAAUUGCAGUCAUUCAUCAUUUCUCAAAUAAGUAAUGAUUUUAAUUUAAAUAAUUAUAUAGAAUUCUCAGAUAAUAAGCAAUCAGAGAAUUGUUAAGGAUUUGUAAGUCUAAAGGAUUAAUAUUAAUAUAUGUUUGGGCUAUGGAAUAAGAGGAAAAGACUUUUAAUGAAUAAGAUGUAUUUGUACCUUGGAAUUUAUAAUUUAAAUAUGAAGAUGAGAAAGUCAUCAAUUAAGAAGGUAUUUCAUAUUAAUUAUAAAUAAUAGUGUAAUAAUAAUUUAAAAUUGACGAUCAAAAAAAGACAGUUGUGUAUAAGCGAUAUUAUCAUGUCUUUAAAUAAGGUGAGAUAGAGGAACUAUUAUCAGAAAUGCCAGGCUUUAAGAUAGUAAAUAAUUAUUAUGAUCAUGCUAAUUGGGUAGUUGUGUUAUAAAAAGAUUGA
Molecule: messenger RNA, 2009 nt
Organism: Paramecium pentaurelia
Lineage: Eukaryota; Ciliophora; Oligohymenophorea; Peniculida; Parameciidae
Source: the annotation of a GenBank genome assembly